Messenger RNA from Protopterus annectens (West African lungfish), 399 nucleotides. Its product is annotated as CD209 antigen-like protein B. The transcript is spliced from 4 exons. The coding region runs from base 1 to 399 and encodes 132 amino acids. Lineage: Eukaryota; Metazoa; Chordata; Ceratodontiformes; Protopteridae. The record is from RefSeq and is a predicted model, not a curated record.
AUGGAUACAGAUAUUCUAGAGAAAGGAAAAAAUUCUGACUCCCAGAUGAAAAGUGGAUCACAGGAAAGUAACGUAACUGCUGUUCCUGAGAAACAUGAUGACCUAAGAGCAAGGCUAUAUCCAUGGGCUACACUGAAUGUUUCUGGUUGGACAACAUUCUUUGGAAACAGCAGCUACUUCUUCUCAAAUCAAAAAUUAAACUGGGCAGAGAGCAGGAACAGUUGCUUGCUUAUGCUGUCAGAUUUGGUGGUCAUCAACAAUGAAGCAGAACAGACGUUUUUAACAAACUCCACAUGUUUAUCAAAGGAACCUUACUGGAUUGGAUUUACAGAUCAGAAAGAGGAGAGUAAAUGGUGUUGGGUAGAUGACCAAUACUGCAAUGCAACUUGUUCAGAGUGA